AGCAUACAUAACCUGACAUAAGUAAGUUGUUUGUUGGGUUGUGAUCAUGUAAUAGUUUUAUUUUUUAUUGUUUCAUGUAUUAAACAUAUUAAUAUGUCACCUAUAGAAACAACGAAGCCUAAUCUUAUUAACAAAGAUGCCAACUUGUCUUUUGUCGUGGAGUUAAGUGAACAGAUUUCAACAAUUGCAUUCUCCAAUUCUGAGUUGUCCCAAGAUCUUAUUUUAAUCGCUUUUCCAAGGGAAAUAUCAGUAGCACAAUUAGACUCACAAGAACCGUAUGAAUUGAAGGAGUUAAUUAAAUUUAAUCAUGGAGUACAAUGUACAGCUCUUUCAUUAUCACCAAUCACAACGAUUUAUGGAGUACCAAAAAUUCUUGUCUUUUGUGCAGCCGGGAAUGAUUUUAAGCUAAGGAUAUUUGAGAGUGACAUUUCACAGAAAGAUACAACCAAGGUCAUAAAUGCCCAUUCAGAUUACAUUAAUGAUGUUGCUUUUGAUCCAGACAAUAAUUAUUUGGUGUCAGCAAGUGAUGACAACACUGCAAAAUUAUGGAGUACAGAAGAUUACCAUUGCCUUUACACAUUUAAACUAAAAUCUCCAGGAAUUUCCUGUUGUUGGCAUAAAGAUGACAAUUCUAAAUUAAUGUUGGCUGAAAAAAUGGGAGUUAUUCGUUUCUAUAAUGUUAACACUCAAAAACCUAUUCUGUCAGUUGACUAUAAUAAACCGAUUGCAGCAGCCCAUUGGGCCCCCUCAGAUCCGCAAAUUGUAGGCUGUCUUCAACAUGGCGAACUUGUAAUAUGGGAUUUAACAAGAGCUAGUCGACCUUUAUACACUAAACUUUUAUUUGCGGAUUCUGGGAACAGCAUAAAAUUCAGUCCAUUUGGUGAAUUAGUGGCGACAAUGAGUCAGCUUGAAGGGACAUUAAAAGUAACUAAUGUUCAGAGUCAACAUCAGCGUUUAUCAGCUCAGAUUUCACUUGCGAGUAAUAUAUCUUGGCACUUUAGACUGCCUUUUGUAUGUGUAGGAGUUGAUAAUAAUUUAAUGUUCUGGAAAGUAACUUAAAACUUGUAUGUUUAUGUUCCAACUUUUUCUUUACUUUAAUAAAUAAUGCAUUUCUUAUUAGA
Molecule: messenger RNA, 1121 nt
Organism: Agrilus planipennis (emerald ash borer)
Lineage: Eukaryota; Metazoa; Arthropoda; Insecta; Coleoptera; Buprestidae
Gene: Nup37
Product: nucleoporin Nup37
Exons: 5
Coding region: 94-1059 (321 amino acids)
Cellular component (GO): nuclear pore outer ring
Molecular function (GO): protein binding
Source: RefSeq, a predicted model, not a curated record